Verticillium dahliae VdLs.17 is the source of this 1272-nucleotide messenger RNA. Its product is annotated as carboxypeptidase A4. The transcript is spliced from 5 exons. Gene Ontology annotation, biological process: proteolysis. NCBI's taxonomy places the organism in Eukaryota, Fungi, Ascomycota, Sordariomycetes, Glomerellales, Plectosphaerellaceae. Bases 1 to 1272 code for a protein of 423 amino acids. Gene Ontology annotation, molecular function: metallocarboxypeptidase activity; zinc ion binding. The record is from RefSeq and is a predicted model, not a curated record.
AUGAGAGCCUUUACCAUCAUUGCCGCGACCCUGCCCCUGGCGGCGGCCAAAGUCUCCUACGAUGGCUUCAAGGCUUUCUCGAUCGACAGCCACGACAACUUUGACGCCGUCGAGGCGUCUCUCGCUGGCCUGAACUACGUGUCUCUCAGCUGUCAGGAUGACCACGACCACCUCGACGUCGCCAUCGCUCCGGAGGAUCUCGCCGCCUUCGAGGCCCUUAACCUCGAUGCUAAGGUUACCUUUGAGGACUUUGGCGCCGAGCUUGCUGCUGAGGGCGAAUUCGAAUCCUACACUGCCACCCGAAAGAUCAAGGGUCGCAGCGCGCAGGACCUCCCCGACCUCUCGUACUUCAACUCGUACCACGAGCUGGAGGAGCACCACCAGUAUCUCGAGGAUCUGCAUGCUGCGUUCCCUGACAACUCGGAGAUUUACACUGCUGGCGAAUCGCUCGAGGGCCGUCCCAUCAAGGGCAUUCACCUUUGGGGCCGUGACGGACCCGGCAAGCACGAGGCCAUUAUCUGGCACGGUACCGUUCACGCGCGUGAGUGGAUCGUCGCUCCGACUGUUGAGUACAUGGCCUACAAGGUCAUCGAUGGUUACAAGAAGCGCGCUUGCAGCUCCGUUCGCACCCUCGACAACUACGACUUUUACAUCAUGCCUAUUGUGAACCCUGACGGUUUCGUCUUCACCUACACCGAGAACCGCCUCUGGCGUAAGAACCGCCAGGUCCGCACUGGAGCUUCCUGCAUCGGCACCGACAUCAACCGAAACUGGCCCUACAAGUGGGACGUCCCCGGCGGCUCAUCGACGAACCCGUGCUCAGAGACGUACCGUGGCCUCGCCCCCGGCGACACUCCCGAGAUGCAGGUCCUCACCAACCACACCCUCGGUCUCUCGCGCACCACCGGCAUCAAGUUCUUCGUCGACUGGCACGCCUUCAGCCAGCUCAUCAUGCUGCCGUAUGGCUACAGCUGCACCGAGGUUGCCGCGAACAACGACUACCAGAUGAAGCUCGCCGCCGGCGUCAACGAGGCCAUCAAGAGCGUCAACGGCCUCAACUUUGUCUUCGGCCCCACAUGCCCUACUAUUUACCAGACUUCCGGCGUUUCCAUGGACUGGGCUUACGACGUUGCCAAUGCCGAGCUGUCAUGGGGCUUUGAGCUCCGUCCUGCCAACCAAGCCCAGGGUGGCUUUGUUCUGCCCCCCAGCCAGAUCCUGCCCUCUGGUGAGGAGAACUGGGCUGGCAUGAAGUGGCUCUUUGCCAACUUCUAA